Molecule: messenger RNA, 4168 nt
Organism: Malurus melanocephalus (red-backed fairy wren)
Lineage: Eukaryota; Metazoa; Chordata; Aves; Passeriformes; Maluridae
Gene: OLAH
Product: oleoyl-ACP hydrolase
Exons: 7
Coding region: 412-1176 (254 amino acids)
Biological process (GO): lipid biosynthetic process
Source: RefSeq, a predicted model, not a curated record
AUAGUUCUUUAAAAAGGCUGGCUUUUCUAUUUAUACGGGCUUUUUUGUCAGUGAGGUUGUGGGCCUCCUCCUAUGAAAACUGCUGCAACUUGUGGAGUGUCGUGGGCAUGCUAACCUGUGCUUUUUCAUUCACUGGGAUUAGUGCAUUAGUUCCUUUUUUCUGUUUCUGCCAAAUGCUGUGUGUCACAUCUAACAGAUGAGKUUUCUGCCUCCCUUUUUGGAUGCUGCAUUCCUCAGUACUGCCUUUUUCAUUUGUUUGUUAUUGUGAUGARGCUCCUUUCCUUAAGCCUCGGGGAAAAAAAGCAAGUGUCUGUGCAGCUUCUUGAUGUGCAGCACUGAGAAGUGGAUCCACCCUUGGGCUGUCAUUGCCUGGCACUAGUGGUCUUUCUGACUGUUCAGUUUUUCUAAGAAAUGGAAAAGCUGAUUGCUUGUGCACACAAAAGGCCAGAUGCUGUCUGUAGAUUGAUUUGCUUUCCAUGGGCUGGAAGUGGAACUUCUCAACUUGCUCAAUGGGGCCAACACUUCAGCGACUCAAUUGAAGUGUCCUGUAUAAGGUUUCCUGGAAGAGAAAAUCGUCUUGAUGAGCCUUUUGCAGAAGACAUGACAAGCAUAGUUAAUGAAAUUACAAGUGUUUURUUAAAAGAAUUGAAAGAAAAGCCAUUUGCAUUUUUUGGUCACAGUUUUGGAUCUUACGUAUGUUUUGCAGUUGCACUUAAUUUGAAAAAAAAGUACGGACUGGAGCCAGUCCAGCUGUUCAUAUCAGGGGCACAUGCCCCACACUCUGAAGCAGUGCUUCCCCUCAAAAACCUACCCAUAUCUAAUGCCACAGAUGAAGAACUUACUGCAGGUCUAAAGAAUUUAGGAGGAAUUCCCUCUCAUCUUCUGCAGUUUGAAGAUGUUAGGAAACGUCUGCUGCAUACUUUCAGAGAAGACUUUAGAGUUCUUCAGACAUUUUCAUUUGAGAAGGCAGAAAUGGAUAUUCCCUUCUCUUGUGACAUUACAUGCUUUAAUGGGUCUGAUGAUGAACCACAUGAUUCACAAGGUUGGCAAGAAAUAACAAGUGGAGAUACUUCCUUUUAUGAACUUCCUGGAGGUCACUUCUAUCUGCUGGAACCUGCUAAUGAAAUUUUCYUGAGAAAACACAUAACAAGAUGCAUAGAAAAUGCUGGUCUAUAAGUAUUUCCCUCAAAAUUGAUAGCAGAAUGUGUAAUGGUUAGUCCACAGCAAUUUGUAAUAAGUCAUCCUUUCUCUGCAUGCAAUUGUGCCUAAGAGUUGUUCUGUUCCUCCUCUGUAAUCCUUUAAAGGGGGAGGGGGGAGGGGGGGGAGAGGCUGAUAUUUUUGGAAACAAAUGCAUUCAUCUUUUCCCUCUUCUCCUGUAUGUGCUCAAACUCUUCACUUUACUCCCCAACCUUGUUUGCAAAAAAAUCACAUCUACGCUACUUUACUGUUAGAGCUUCUCUGUUUGCCUGCUCCAGUCAAAAUGCUAAAUCUAAUUUAAUACACACAAAAAAUACACAAUUCUUACAGAAAACUUAAUUUAUUAGGUUCAAAUUUAUUUAGAAUAAGUUACAAGCUAAAAAUAUAUUCUAUAUGUAAAUAUCCUUUACAGUGAAACAUCUUAUGCUUUAAAAAUAUAUUAGUGUCAGACUACCAAAUAAGGAGUUAGUAUUGCAUUUUUCUCAAGAGUUAGUACAUUAGCUACUGAAGAGUUAGUUAUUAAUGGGAAUUAUUUUGAAUACUCUAGAUCCCAUAUUUUUCUACCAUUGCUUUUGCUUUAGAGAUAUAGGCAUUCAUGGCAUCCUCCUUUGAUAAACCUGCAAAGAAAAGUAGAAGUCAUUAUAUUUCCUCAUUUGUCAUUCUAUAAACUUGACUAUAAGAUGUAAAUUUAACUGGUGUAGCACCUUUUUUCAGGUUCCAUGCCUCCCAUUUGGCUUUGCCUUUCAAAUCUAGCAUUCCUGGACAUUCUGCCAAAAUAAAUGUGUAGCUUUGAUUAUCAUGCAGAUUUACAUAGCAUUAACUUGAUUUUAUCAAGACAUAUGAGUAAAUGUGAAAUAUAUAUAGGAAUACCAAUAUUAAUGUCUCCAACAGUAGCCUGUUUGUAGAGUCCAUAUAGCUCCUUCAGYUCUUCAUCAGUUGGUCUUGUUUUUAAUUUUUUUACAUCUUCUGCAGCACCAUCAAARUCAGCCUGAUGAAAGAACAGAAAGUGUUAGCUCUCCUCUCAAGGGGUGUAUUUAAAACAUGAGGUGUAGAACACACAGUAGUAUCUUUAGAUAUUCUCAAUGACUCACUUGGGUUUAGCAAUCAGGCAAGGCAUUUKCCCAUGAAAGAAGUUUCAUAAACCUGUAUGUUGUUAGAAAGGGAUAUAGGUUUAUGUGGCUGGCAGGGGUAAGCAGCCUCCACAACUUAUGCGGUGUGUAUGUCCUUCACACUGCAGGUGUGAAGGGAUUCAUUGAACUUUACACUCCACAGUAAUCUCUCAAUCCUUUUGGCCCUGCCUGCACUGUGUUUGCUUGAGUGGUGGAGCUUAAAUCCCCCCCAAGGGGUACUUCCUGCUUCACCCUCCAUUUCCACUGCUCUGCUGACAGGGAAGUAGGUGAMAACAGCUGGCACACAGGUACCUCAUGGAGAUGAGCUACUGCCAGGACCACCUUCCACAGCCAGCUGAAACACAGGGGAGCACCAGAGUGAAGUGUCAGUUUACUGUGUUCGUCAUUGUACAUCACACAUUCACAUCAACCUCAGGAUGUGGCCAUUCUCACAGGCUAACUCUCAGGCUAAAGUUUCAAGUUCUGUUUCAUGCCUAGGAUSUUUCAGAGAGAGACAGAUUUUGUACAGUGACAAUGCAGGCCCAUCAGGUCACUGCAUUACUCUAAUGCGGGAAGAUUCAAGCACUUUUAAUAUGCUACAUGUUGGUUUCAACAAUUAUUUUAGCUUUUAAGUUGGAUCUGCAUUUGCAGAAGCACAGUAUAUCCUGCACACAAACUUAAUAUGUACAAAACCAGCUAUAUUGAUUUUGUGUGGCCUGGGUUUUAGUACUGGGGGGGCGCUGCAGGGGUGGCUUCCGUGAGAAGCUUCCAGAAGCUUCUUCCAUGUCCAGCAGAGUCAAUCCCUGAUGGCUCCGAAGAUGGACAUGACUGGCCAUGGCUGGGCCAGUSUCCUGGUUUUGCUUGGUCCAUGUUUUUGGUGGUGGGGGGAUGGGACCAAGAAACCACAAAGAUGGCUCCUGUGAGAAAGUUCUAGAAGCUUUCUCCAUCUUCUCCAGCAAAAGGAGUCUUGCCUCCUGUGUUUUAGAACCAACCCAUUAUGGCUCUGAGGUUGAUGGACAGGCUGCUGGUCAGGCCUGGGCCAAUUGCACAUGUUGGUUACACCUCUGUGAUGAUGUAUGGUCUUGUACUUAAGAAGAAUUCAAAACAAGAUACAGUGCGGUUGCCAUUAGUUUUUAGGUUGUUAAUAUCAUCCCCUGCACCGGGGGAGGACAGAGGAGGAGGGUGAGGAGAUGUAAGAGAAAAAAUGGAGACACAAGAUCACAGUAAGAAGAAGACAGGUGCUGUUGCUGUGGUGCUCAAACAUGGAGAAAACAAGCUGUUCUCAAAAGGACUAUUUCUUCAAUGGGAGACCUGUAUAGAAAAUAGAAGCCCUGCACCCGAGAUAAAAAAAAAAAAAAACCUGGCCUUGAAGGACUGGACUGAUCAUAAGCCGGAAAGGGGGAAGAGGCUUGGCCCCCCGCCACGUCCAAAGCGAGUUGAUGCUUAGACAAAACUGUGUUCUGCCAGGAGAUUUGAGAGAGUGGCCUUGCCCCGGAAUGAAGMAACCGGCCUUGGAGGACUGUUUUCCUUUCUCCCACGAGGUAAAGAAAAAGAAUCCCAUGCCACCAGCAGUUAUACACUGACUGUUCCUUGGGAAAAAAAUCUUCCACAGCUUGGAGCUCUAAGAGCUCUUCUCCUAUGGUGCUGGAUGACAACCAUAAUGAGUAGUCUGAUCUAUGUUAAACUUUCACCCCUGCCCCCUGUGUGUGCGGGAAGGCAUAGAGGGGUGGGGAGGGGCGCCUGGGAGAGACAGGUUCGCAGAGAGAAUAACAGGUGUCUUAAAAUGUCCGUUUUUUUCCUUCUCCUAGUAAAUUUUUCCCUAUCUCUGUAGUCCUUAGUAAUGAAUCUAUUUUGCAACUUAA